AUGGCACCUCGUAUUGAAGCACAAGAAAUUGAGACCUACUGGAAUAUUUUCUCUGCCCGGACCGGCGGGUCGCAGUACCUGACGGGAGAGCAGGCCGCACCGGUGUUGAAGAACAGCGGCUUGACAGAUAACCAGCUUGAGCGGGUGUGGGAUCUCGCUGACGUUGACAAUGAUGGCAACCUUGACUUUGAGGAGUUUUGCGUUGCGAUGAGGGUCAUCUUCGACAUUCUGAACGGCGAAUACGCAGACGUUCCCACAACUUUGCCGGAUUGGCUCGUCCCCGAAUCCAAAGCACAUCUCGUCCAGGCGAAUCGCGCACUCACGGGGAAGCAAGUGGCAUUUGAGCAGGUCGAGGAUGACCCAGACUCACCCGGACUGAAAGACGGUUUCGAUUGGUACAUGAGCCCCCAAGACAAAGCCAAGUACGAGUCGAUAUACCAGGAGAACCGGGAUGCGCGGGGAGAAGUCGCAUUCUCAUCCUUGGAAGAUCUGUACGAAUCCCUCGAUGUUCCGGACACCGACAUCCGUUCUGCCUGGAACCUCAUCAACCCCUCGGCUAGCCCUUCUAUCAACAAGGACGCCUGCCUCGCCUUCCUCCACAUUCUAAACAACCGGCAUGAAGGUUUUCGCAUCCCGCGCACCGUGCCUGCCUCCCUCCGUGCCUCGUUCGAGCGCAACAAGAUCGAUUACCAGCUCGACAACAACUCUCCCGCAGCUUCCCGAUGGGCUACAAAAGCCGACGACUCAACUGCGACAGGCCGGAAAGCAAAAUUUGGCGACCAGUAUCUCACCCGCCUCGGUCGCAGCGGCUUCAAGUCGAGCGGCACCGACUUCUCAACCUCCAAGACGGAUGACUGGGAAGAGGUCAGGCUCAAGAAGCAGCUACAGGAGCUCGAUGAGAAGAUUGCGCGUGUUGAGUCUGAUGUCGAACGUAAAAAGGGAGGCAAGCGGGACAGCAAGCCGGCCCUCGUCAAGCGCGAGCUUGAACAGUUGCUCGACUACAAGCGCAAAGAGCUGCGGGAGCUUGAGGAGGGCUCCGGCAAGGCCAAGGGCGGGGCCAGCCUUAAGAGCGUGUCUGAUGAUCUGCAGACCGUACGGGAGCAAGUGGAGGGCCUCGAGUCGCAUCUGUCAUCGCGGCAACAGGUGCUAGAGCAGCUGCGGAGGGAGAUCGAGGAUGAGAAGCUCAGCAGAUAA
Messenger RNA from Colletotrichum truncatum, 1194 nucleotides. RefSeq names its product Eps15-like protein Pan1p. Gene Ontology annotation, molecular function: protein binding; calcium ion binding. NCBI's taxonomy places the organism in Eukaryota, Fungi, Ascomycota, Sordariomycetes, Glomerellales, Glomerellaceae. Gene Ontology annotation, cellular component: cytoplasm; plasma membrane. Gene Ontology annotation, biological process: endocytosis; actin filament organization; endosomal transport. The record is from RefSeq and is a predicted model, not a curated record.